Molecule: messenger RNA, 1983 nt
Organism: Spirometra erinaceieuropaei
Lineage: Eukaryota; Metazoa; Platyhelminthes; Cestoda; Diphyllobothriidea; Diphyllobothriidae
Source: the annotation of a GenBank genome assembly
AUGGAAGACUCGACGCGAGGAGGUCGUGAAAGAGGACAGGGGAGGGAAGACAUGCAGAGGUCGGAAUGGGAUCAGAGCAACGAUGAGUCCAGUAGUGUAACCAAGAGGGGAAAACAGACAAGGAAUGUGGACGACCUGCUGACAGAGGUUGUCAAACCCUUCGGUUGGUGGCAAUUUAUUGUCACCAUGUUGGCUGUCUGGUGCGACAUUCCUGCUGCCAUUUUUCCUGUCUACGGCAAUUCAGUGCCCAAAUUCCGCUGCGCUGCCGAUCCGUCUGUUGAGGCUCUGCUUUUGAGGAACUCCAGCUCUCUCAACGUUCCAACUUACGUUUUUUCACCGAAAGGCCCUGCCACAAUGAUUGGCAAUCAGUACAUCCACGAUUUUGACACAAUAGCCGCAUCGAUUGGGCCCUGGCCGCGGAACAAGAACGCAUCCGGUUUGGAUGAUACAGAUGAAGAGUUGUACGGUUGCUAUCGAUACAAGCGGGACUGGGGCAAGAUAUCCAACGUCAGUCAGCUGAUUGGUAUGUCAUCCCUUCCGCCCACAACGGAGUUGGAGACCUGCCAGGCGGGCUACGUGUAUGAAGUCGAUGAAUUUCAGUAUCCUUCCGGUAUAGUUAUUGAGUGGGACUUAGUCUGUGAAAAAGAGUGGCUUGCACCUCUAAGCACCUCAGUCUACAUGCUGGGCAUGGUGCCUGGUUUCUGGAUUGGUGGCUGGUGCGCGGAUGCCCUUGGUAGACGACCAACUGCCUUGGGCUUUCUGAUUGCACAGAUACUUUCUGGUCUUUUGUGCACCCUCGCACCUCAUUUUGCCGUUUACGCAACUUUUCGAUUUUUCCUCGGCAUGACGACGGUUGCGCGAUCGAAUGUCCUACUCAUCCUGCCUGUGGAACUGACUCUGGCGCGUUAUCGAUUCAUCGUGACCUCAUCAACCUGCAUUGUCCAGAGUUUCAUUAAUCGUGCAAUGACAGCUCUGGCUGCUUACUUUAUACCUUACUGGCGAUGGUUACAUCUGGCAACUUUAGCUCCUCUGUUAAUCGGCCUCCUUCAAGUAUGCUAUCUGCCCGAGUCUCCGCGUUGGCUGCUUGGCCAGGAGAAGUCCAAGGAGGCUGCUCUUGUUCUGUAUAAGGGUUACCUCCUGAACCGCCGAGGUCUGAAAUGUUGGCGAAAACCUCAGGGCAGGGUUCUCACAUUGGAAGAGUUUGAGCAGUUUUUUGAGGAUCCAUGCCAUACGGCCGAAAAACAGUCCACUGACAGCUCAUACGACCUGGAUGACUCUUCUGAUGCUAGUCAGCGUCGUAAAUCAACUAAUGACUUCCGUUCCUUCUUCAGUCUGAGAACGGUCUGGAAUGGGUUGCGUAAACCAUACUCAUCUAUGCGCUUGGCCCGAAUCAGUCUGAUCGCCACCUUCCUAUUCGCUGCUCAGACAGCCUGCCUUUAUGGGGUCCUUCUUUAUGCUCGCAUAAUCCGCAGUUAUGUAUACCUGGUGGCGCUUAUAAACAACUUGACGGGCAUUCCUGGCGCCAUCCUCUCCUCCAUUCUCUACGCCCGCAUUCGGCAUCGUAAGCGCCCGCUAAUGACCGUCUACGCGUGCGCCUUUCUGGCCCUCGCGAUUGGCGGCAUCUAUGCUUGGUUGUUCCCCCUCAGUAAUGAUGUUGUCCUCACCGUCUGCUCCAAUCUCGGUCUGAUACUUUCCACUGCCAUCACCAACAUGCUGCUCACCUAUAUUCCCGAACUUUAUCCGUCUUGCAUCCGGUCUCAGGGCUUGGGCAAUGCCGCCGGCUUGGGACGAAUCGGUGCGGCCUUCGGCACCUUCAUUAACCAACUGGACAUCGCCGUUGCCCAUGGGGUGCCUCUGGUGUUCUACGCAGGUCUCCUUCUGCUAGCUCUGAUUGCACUCAUCUUCCUGCCUGACACGACGGGUGAGAAUCUGCCGGACAAGAUGGAACCGAAGGAGUUGGGUGAUGAUGAGGCGACUGACUAA